This is a messenger RNA of Oldenlandia corymbosa var. corymbosa, 4406 nucleotides long. Lineage: Eukaryota; Viridiplantae; Streptophyta; Magnoliopsida; Gentianales; Rubiaceae. The record is from the annotation of a GenBank genome assembly.
AGAAAAUCCAAAAUAAUCAAACACAUCGGUGGGCCCAACUUUGUUCAUCCUCUUCCAAGCCAAAAGCCCAAAGGUCCUCAUUCUUCCGCCAAUCUAAUCCAUUUAUCCGUUAAGGCAGUGGCAGGGGAUGGAUGGAAUAAUGGAUUACUUUAGGGGUAUAACCGUAAAAAAGAAAGAAAGAAUCGUAUCAGCAGGGCGGGCCCAGCAGCUCUCCCAAAGUCCCACGUUAAGGAUGAGGAAAUUGUAAACUAAUGGGCUACGCAGUACAGCCAAAGUCAAGAAGAGAGACUAUUAGAAUUCAUUUUAGAGCAAAGACUCAAAAUUACUCUCAAUUGCUCCAUCCAUCCAUCAUCAUCAUCAACAACUGAACAGAGCUUAUAUUUAAGCUUUUCUGUUCAACAAUUCGUUUCCAACUCCCAUGAUUUCAUCCCACUUUUCAACGGGAAACCCCGAAUUUUAUACGAUAUACUAGUUCAUACCUUCUUUUCAUUCUUUGGGUCGCCCUUUUCAAUCCCUCUUUUUUUGUAGAAGGGGGAAUUAAUUAAGAUUACGAAUGGGAAGAGCGUUUGUGUAUGUAAUACUGGGAGGGGGAGUGGCAGCUGGCUAUGCAGCUCACGAAUUUGUGAAAAGAGGUGUUUCUCAAGGCGAACUUUGCAUCAUUUCCGAGGAGCCAGUAAUGUUUCCCACUCUUUUUUCUUAUCUACUUCCGUUUUUCAUUCUUGUUCGGUUGUUUCCCGGAAUUUCGUAUCAUUUUCUCGAAGCGGUUCUUUUCAUUCUUUUGAAUUGGAGCACGUUUCAGGACGGAAUUGUGGAUGGUUUUUGUCUCAAUUUUUCCCUUUGGAUGGUUGUUAGUGUUCGGUAUUGAAUUCAGUGGGUUUAAUUUUGGUGUUAUUACUGUUUAAGUAGUUAUAUUUAUCAUAGAAAUGUAUUAUUAUUGGUGGUCCUAUGGAUGCAUGUCUGGUAGGAGAUAAGCAUGCUGUAUAUUUAAUUCGUGUGUCAAGAUUUCUUUUGCUUUGUAAUCAACAUGUAUUGGAUGGUAUGUAAUGUUCGAUUAGUUUGGAGUUGCAUAAGAAUUGAGCUCUACUUGUAUCGAGAAUUUUAAUGAACAAUAUGCUGUUUCUGUCCUUUGCAAAUUAGGCUUGUAGUUAAUUUGUCUCUUAUCACGUUUUAAGACCCUUCCCUAUUCGAUAAAAUUCUGACCAUAACAUGAAAUUAUGUGGAUACUGUGUAGGUUGCUCCCUAUGAAAGACCUGCAUUGAGCAAAGGUUUUCUACUCCCAGAAGGUAUGUAUAUUUCAUGUCGUUUUUUCCUGUUCAGUUACGCCAUUUCAAGACUGGCCGAUAGCAUCAAUUUUUAGCUGGGAAAGAUGAUCAAACUUCAUCAUGACUGUAAUUUUCCAAUCCUGAAACAACUUUUGUUUGCUUGAUGAAAUGGAUGCCUCAGGAAUCAAUCAGUUCCUGAAAUUUUUUGGAACUUCUAAUUUCUUGGAAUGUGUUGGUUUUGAGUGUUGAACUCUUUAUGUCUGUACUUUUCUUAUAUGUGAGGGUUAAGGGAGGCAGAUGAUGGGUGGGCAAACACGUGUGGCAAUAUUAUGAGGGCAACCCCUUUGUAGGUUACGGUUAUUCUGGAACAUUGCCAUGAAUCUCACUGCCCAUUUUUUCUAACAUCCACUUGGGAAUGUGAUAUGUAAUUGGAAGUUUCUUAGGUAUAUCUUACCCCCACACCUGUGCAUUCAUUUAUACUUUUCCUGCAUAAUUGUAGAGAGACUUGUUUGUUUUGUGCUUGUGCUAAAUAGCAAACAUCAGGGCUGUGAAUAUUGCUUCCUUUGAUUGUCUUGUAUUGUUACUGUAUGGAAAUACUAUUCUUCUGGUUUUUGUUCUAAUUUUUUAGAAUGAUCUAAUUUUUAGCUUACCUACAUGCAGCUCCUGCACGACUGCCUUCCUUCCACUGCUGCGUAGGCACAAAUGAAGAAAGAUUAACUCCAAAAUGGUAUAAAGAGCAUGGUAAUUAGCACUUGAGUCUUUUUGAAAUUGUUUCUUAUGAAUUCCCAGAUUCUACUGCAAUAUAUGUGAUAUCUUAGAUGUGAUGCCUCUAUUUUGUUGUGUAAAUACAUAAAUAUUCUCUGCUCGCUUUUUUUCUAGUUCAAUAAUUGAAAAUGAAUUUCCCUUGCGAGGAUGUAAAUUUUUUGAGCUGGACAGAACCAGUACAUAAACUGAAAACUGCAUUUUUGCGGUUCAACUUUACCUUCUGCGGAAUUGUAGCUAAGUGUUCUUAAGCCCUGGCAUGAUUAGAUGUCGAUGCCCUGCCUUUGUUUAUAUUCUUUUUCAAUGGCGACAUUUUACUGAUGUGAAGGCCAAUCGUGUUAAUGUAUUGACAUGGGUAUAAGGAAUAAUGCUAAUGUACAUCGAUGUGUUCUUUUAGGUAUUGAGUUGAUUCUUGGAACACGGGUUAAGUCUGCAGAUGUGAGGCGGAAGACACUUAUGACUGCAACUGGAGAAACAAUAAGCUACAAAUUUCUCAUUGUUGCUACAGGUGCUCGGGUAUGAUUGCUAAAUCUUGAUGUUUCUAAUAUGUUUACGUAUUUCAUUCUGGUACUUCAACAUUGUUCCUCUAAAAGAUGGAAUGUUUAAAUCAAGCAUCUUUCUCUGCUUUCUAUUACAUUCUCAAACAGAAAACGAGAGGUGUAUAAUGACUAUAUUCUUCGUGUGUAUCUAGUUCUUCGUUGAAAAGUUUAUGGUGGUCUCUGAAAUUUUGUACCCGGAAGUGAGUUUCUGUUUCAGUGGUGCAGUAAAUAUAUGGAAUUUUUGUGCCUAAAUGGGUUCAACUAUCAUAUUAUGCUGGCUGUAAUAUGGAUACUGAACCGAAAUAAUGUAGUAAUGUGCAUCCCAAACUUGGCAACUGUAUCAAUUUUACUUACCUAAUUUACUAGAGUUUUGGCAUAUGUGGAUGCAGGCUUUGAAGCUUGAAGAGUUUGGAGUGACUGGAUCAGAUGCUGAAAAUGUGUGUUAUUUGAGGGAUUUAGCUGAUGCAACUAGGCUUGUAAACGUGAUGCAGUCUUCUAAAGAUGGGAAUGCUGUUGUCAUUGGUGGAGGAUAUAUAGGAAUGGAAUGUGCUGCUUCUUUGGUCAUAAACAAUAUAAAUGUCACCAUGGUCUUCCCAGAGGCUCAUUGUAUGGGCCGUUUGUUUACACCCAAGAUUGCAAGUUACUAUGAAGAAUUUUACCAGUCUAAGGGAGUGAAGUUUAUCAAAGGAACUGUCUUGACAUCAUUCGAUUUGAACUCUGAUGGGAAGGUCACUGCAGUUAAUCUAAGAGAUGGGAGCAAGCUUCCCGCUGAUAUGGUUGUGAUUGGGAUUGGGAUCCGUGCAAACACCAGUCUGUUUGAAGGACAGCUGACAUUAGAGAAAGGUGGCAUUAAGGUGAAUGGAAAGAUGCAAUCGAGCAACACUUCAGUCUAUGCAGUAGGGGAUGUUGCAGCAUUUCCUGUGAAAGUAUUUGGUGAAACACGCAGGCUGGAGCAUGUAGAUUCUGCCCGAAAGUCAGCUAGGCAUGCAGUCGCUGCCAUCAUGCAACCUGAAACAACUGGCGAAUUUGACUACUUGCCAUUCUUCUAUUCCCGCGUCUUUACAUUAUCUUGGCAGUUUUAUGGCGACAAUGUGGGGGAAGCAGUUCAUUUUGGGGAUUUCACCGGCAAAACUUUUGGUGCUUAUUGGAUAAAUAAGGGUCAUCUCAUCGGAUCAUUCCUUGAAGGUGGAACUAAGGAGGAGUAUGAGGCUAUAGCAAAGAUCACAAGGCUUAAACCUGAAAUUCAAGACCUUAGUGAGCUAGAGAAGCAGGGUUUGGGAUUUGCCUUGACAGAGAGUGAAAAGUUGUCAUUACCACCGACAUCACCUGUGCCUGCUGCUAGUAGUUCUAGUCUCGUGGUCGCAGAAAAACCGUUGCACCCUUGGCAUGCUGCAGCUGGUGUGAUUUUAGCUGCAUCAGUAGCAGCCUUCGCAUACUGGUAUGGAAAAAAGCGUCGAAGGUGGUAGAAAAUGUGCCGGUGACAUUCUUUCUACCGAUGUUCAUAUAGUGUAGUUCCCGUGUUGUACUGCACCCUUAUGGGGGAGUUUAAAACUUCUGUUUACACGCAGAAAAUGGUCUCAUGUUAUACAUAUGAACUCGAACUCAAUGUUGUUCAAUAAUAGAUGUUACUGCUUUGAUCAGUGAAUCCAGUUGCAACUAGCUAUUUUUGUGCUUUCACAGCUGGGACACAAUGUACCUAGCCAAAUCUUGGAGAGACAUAAUAAGUCUCGUGUAUGAGAAAGCCAUAGUUUGUGUAGGGCGUAUAUUUUUUUUGAUAUUGUCCCUAAUUGAUGAAUAUACAAGAGAGCGAACAGUCUAGGGCUUCCUGUACGCAUCAAAGCUG